Penicillium paradoxum is the source of this 2505-nucleotide messenger RNA. RefSeq names its product class III chitinase ChiA1 (gene chiA1). Bases 1 to 2505 code for a protein of 834 amino acids. Gene Ontology annotation, cellular component: extracellular region. The transcript has 2 exons. NCBI's taxonomy places the organism in Eukaryota, Fungi, Ascomycota, Eurotiomycetes, Eurotiales, Aspergillaceae. The record is from RefSeq and is a predicted model, not a curated record. Gene Ontology annotation, biological process: carbohydrate metabolic process. Gene Ontology annotation, molecular function: chitinase activity.
AUGUUCACCAAGACUUUGGCCGCCGUGUCGGCGCUGUCGUUCUUUGCCUCAACUGCUCUUGCUGUUGAUGCCAGCCUGAAGAAUAAUGUUGCUGUAUACUAUGGACAAGGUGCAAACCAGCCCCGGCUCAGCUAUUUCUGUGAACAGACCACGAUGGAUAUCAUCAACAUCGGGUUUAUUCAUGAGUUCCCUAAAGCUGUCGGCGAAAUCCCUGGUUCCAACUUUGGCAAUCAGUGUGAUGGCAACCUGUUCGAGGGAACCAAUUUGCUCAACGGCUGCCACCAGAUCUGGGAGGAUAUCCCGAAGUGCAAGGCCGCUGGCAAAACAAUCUUGCUGUCCAUCGGUGGUGGUACUGCCACAGGCCAAUCCCUUCCAGACGACGCUACCGGUGUCUGGUUUGCUGAUUUCUUGUGGUAUUCCUUCGGUCCUUACAACCCAAUGAUCUCAUCAUUGUCCUGGACCCACGAGCUGGCAAAGACUGCAUUCCCUCGUCCAUUCCUUGAUGUCUCAGUUGAUGGAUUUGACUUUGAUGUCGAGUACAACGGUGGAACUGGCUAUGCCGCCAUGAUCAACCGUCUGCGCUGGCACUAUUCUCAGACUCCUGAACGGACAUUCUACAUCUCCGGUGCUCCCCAGUGCUCACUCCCUGAUGCCCAGCUCGGCGAUGCCAUCUCCAACUCCGCCUUUGAUUUCAUCUGGGUUCAAUGGUACAACACCAAGGGUUGCUCUGCUGCAGACUGGGUGGACGGCACUGGCAAGUUCAACUUUGAUGCUUGGAUCAAGGUCAUCGAGGCUAGCGCCAACCCAGAUGCUAAGCUCUUUAUUGGCCUUCCCGCAUCGGAGAGUGCUGCUAAUGCUGGGUUCUAUCUGACCCCAGAGGAGGCCAAGCCACUCAUCACGAAGUACAUGAAAAUGUAUCCCAAGAACUUUGGUGGUGUCAUGCUCUGGGAGGCUACUGCUGGUGAGAACAAUCUCAUCGACGGUUCAACUUUCACCGAGCAUAUCCAAGAUAUCCUGUACGAGUGUGCUCCUCCUCCACCCCGACCAACUUCAACUGUCACCCCGAUCCCAUCCUCAACUUCGACUUCGACCUCCACUUCCACUUCCACUACCCCCUUGCCCACCACCACCACGUCGUCCAGCACCACCACGUCGUCCAGCACCACCACGUCGUCCAGCACCACCACCACUCCCUCUCCCACUCCUUCUUCCAGCACCUCUUCGACCUCCACCACCACGACCUCGUCUGUCGUUAGUACCCCCUCUGGACACUCUUCCUCUUCCAGUGCCUCUAGCAGCACCGAGAUUCCUCCGGUUGCCUCUUCCUCGGGACACCCCGGUCCUCACCCAACCACCUCUCGAACUCCCACUGGAAAGCCUACCCCCAGCUCGCCUGUUGGCCAUGGCUCCCACACUAUCCCAACGUCCACCCCUUUGAUCCCCGGUCAUUCUUCCAGCACUGUCCCUGUCCCCUCUGCGAGCGAGUCUGACUCCUCUUCUACCAUCGAGAGUAGCACUACGACUGGUCCGUCUGGUGGCCAGACUACCACCGGCGCCCAGACUACUGGAGGCCCCAAGCCUACCGGCGAUGGCUCUGUCACUGCCCCAUCCGGUAUCACCGCCGUUCCCUCUGUGACUGCUUCGCCCUCUUUGGGCCCAGGAACCACCACAACUAUCAUUGUGACCUCCUACAUUGAUAUUUGCCCUACUGGCUUCACCACCAUCACUACUACCAUUACCAGAACCUACUGCCCUGACGACUCCACUGCUACUGCUACUGGCACUGCUGAGAUUACCGGCCCUACUUCUGGUCCUGCUGUUCCCACUUCCUCCAUUCCUGAGGGCUGGACCACCACUGUGACUGUCUGCACUCAAUGUGCUGCUACCCCAACUACCGUGACUCUCACCAAGCCCGCUGCCACAACUACCACUGAGGCUGUGUCGCACCCUACUGGUCCUUCUGUGCCUGAGGGUUACACUACCACUGUGACUUUCUGCAAACACUGUGGCCCUACCGGCAGCACUAUCACCGUCACUGUCCCAGCUCCCACCGCCACCGCUCCUGCUCCUGGCUCUGACUCCGGCUCCAACCCUGGAUCCAACCCUGGAUCUGACUCUGGUUCGUCCGGCCCGGGUGAAGGCUCUGGAUCCGAACCCAACCCCGGCUCUCCUGGCCAGGGUGAAGAGGUCACAGUGACCGGCGUCGCCCCUGUGGUGCAUACUCCUUUCCCCAAGCCUCAUGGCCAUGGACAUGGACAUGGACAUGGUCAUGGUCAUGGUCCUGGACAUGGAGGAUUCCACCCCGGCAGACCGUCAUCCAGCCUGGCUGUCCACCCCUCGCCCUCCCACACACCCGUGGCCACCCCCACAAGUCAUCCCGAAGUGCCCAGCAGCACUCCGGAGGGCGUCUCCCCAGUCUUCACUGGCGCCGCCUCCAGGGCAGGUGUCACCGGGCUCUUCGGUGGCGUUCUCGCCAUCGGUCUCUCCAUGUUCAUGAUGUUGUGA